Messenger RNA from Aspergillus mulundensis, 837 nucleotides. RefSeq lists its product as uncharacterized. The transcript has a single exon. Lineage: Eukaryota; Fungi; Ascomycota; Eurotiomycetes; Eurotiales; Aspergillaceae. The record is from RefSeq and is a predicted model, not a curated record. The coding region runs from base 1 to 837 and encodes 278 amino acids.
AUGCCGGGAAAGAUCUCUGCCGAGCAUCCAGAAUGCUUCAAGCGACUGAACAACCAGGUCUCCCUAUGGCCCGCCCAGCCCUCGCCGGAGAAAAGCCGCACGUUACUUGUCCUCUGCGCCUGGCUCUUCGCCUCGCAGCGACACAUCCUGAAAUACGUCCAGCUCUACCAGGAGGAAUACCCCAAUGCAGAUAUCCUCCUCAUCCAGCCCGUCGUCGGCGAUAUGGUCUGGACGUCUGAUGCGUCGCAGUUGAAGACACUUGACCCGGCGGUUGAUGUGCUCAGGUCGUUCACCGCAACAUCAAAUGCCGGCAUUCGAUUCCACGUCUUCUCUAAUGCUGGGAGUCAUGCUGCAGUACAACUGGUUGAGGCACAUAGCAAGAACUAUCCGACUACUGAAUUACGUAUCAACGCGUUGGUUCUCGAUAGCUGUCCCGGUUCGCCGUCCGCAAUUCUUUCGGCGAAUGCUAUGAUCCUUGCUCUUCCGCGGAACUUCCUGGUCAGGAUACCUGGGACAGUGUUGAUUUACCUUGCUAUUGCUGUCGUGGCGAUACUGGAUGCACUGGGCUUGUCGGAGAAUGUCAUCUCCAAGACGCGUCGACAUCUGAAUGAUCCGGGACUGCUGUUUCUUCGUCCGGGGGUUCAGAGGACGUACGUUUAUUCAAAGUCCGACCGGAUGGUUCCGUAUCAAGAUAUCCUGGAGCAUGCAAAGGAGGCUACAAGCAGACUUAGGGAUCCUUCCAGUGACGGUACGGUGUGGACUGUGGAGUUCAACGGCAGCGGACAUGUUGGACACCUUGCUGUCGACAGGGAGAAGUAUCAUGGUGCAAUCUUUUGA